UAUGAAUUACAUCUUCAGUUAACGGGAAUUUUGGAUCAAGAUUUGUGGGAUGCCGUGGAUACUAUGACAUAUAAUAGGUCUGAUAACAUACGUCGUAGUUCUGAGUACGUACAUAAUAAGAAGCUAGAAUAUUUAACAGCUGAUAGUAGAACAAAAGCCAAUAAACAACAUCAUUUAUGUGACUACCCGCGAUGUACUACACAAAGUGACGCAGCAGUGAUUAAUCUAUCUUCAGUAACGUUAAACGAAAACGGUCUUAAUGCCUUGGGCAAAGGGUUGAAUUUUGCUCUAGCACCUAGAAACAUACCUAUGGAAUCAAUUGUGUGUAGUAUUGAAGACGCAAUAUUUCGUAAUAAAAUUCCAACGCGUGAUGCAGAAUGCUUACGAUAGGACAUAGCUACGUUUUUACGUCGAGCAAAGUUACCGCCGUCGAAUAUGAGCAGGAGUGACAGAGCGGCGUUAAUGGAAAUUCGUAAUAAUGAGGAUAUUUUGAUACUGCCUGCAGACAAAGGUAAUGCCACCGUGAUUGUGGAUACGGAUGCUUAUGAAAAUAAGAUUAACCAUUUGUUAUCGGAUACCACUACAUAUAAAAAAUUAAAUCAUAAUCCCACAACCCGGAAUACAAAUAAAAUUAUUAAACUUUUGCAGUCCAUUAAUGAUAAAAAUUUGCUUACAAAGUUACGGCCCUGCAACCCCACUUCACCUAAAAUCUAUGGUUUACCCAAAAUUCACAAGCCAGACUGGCCUUUGAGACCUAUUGUCAGUCAGAUUGAUUCACCCACAUACUUGGCAUCAAAACAUCUCGCGACGUUACUCAAACCGUUUACAGGCAAUACCAGUAGUUUUGUUAAAGACUCGAAACACUUCGUUCAUAUAAUUAAAAAUGAAAUUAUUAGUGACUCAGAGAUUAUGGUGAGUUUUGAUGUGGAGUCUUUGUUUACGAAUGUUCCUGUGGAAGAAGUAAUUUCAUUAAUUAAGGGUUUCAUAACGGAUUCAAAACUACCAUCGGCUUACUUGGAUUUGAGUGAGUUUUGUCUUAAAAGUGGUUAUUUUAUGUGGCGAGGUGACUAUUAUAGCCAAAUAGACGGUGUUGCCAUGGGGUCGCCGAUUGCACCUGUAGUGGCCAAUAUAUUUAUGGAGUGGGUGGAACGCGAGUUGGUCGAUAAAAUGACAUAUAGACCGCGUUUUUGGCUGCGUUAUGUGGAUGAUGUGUUUGCCAUUGUAAACAGGGAUGAUUUGGCCAUAAUAUUCCAGUGUCUCAACAGUCUACAUGAGAAGGUUCAUUUUACGAAAGAGGAAGAAAAAGAGGGCGGUCUGCCAUUUUUAGACGUGAUGGUGAUCCGGGGGUCUGGUGGUGAAUUACAUACAACGGUGUACCGAAAACCGACUCACACCAACAGAUAUCUCCAUGCGAGUUCGCACCACCAUCCAUCGCAGAUAUCGUCGGUACCAAGAAGCCUCAUAAAUCGAGCCCUAAGUCUUUGUGACCCACCCUAUAUUGAGUGCGAACUAAGAGUAGUGAGACAGGCGCUGGAGAACAAUGGCUAUAGUUGGCGUCAGAGUUCCAGAUGGGCACAAACAACAACUAGGCGGAAACCGUCCUGUGUGAACCGGUCACCAGUGUACUUAACAUAUGUGAAGGGCGUGACGGACAAAAUCAGCCACUAUCUCCAACGGAGAUUUGACAUAGUGACGCGGUUUCGUCCACCUGCAUUGGUGAAGAGUAUACUGCGAUCGCCUAAGGAUAGGGAUCCGCUGAACGUGCCCGGGGUGUACAAGAUUCCGUGUGACUGUGGUAGGUCAUACAUCGGUGAGACUCGCCGUAACAUCACCACAAGAGUAAAAGAACACAUACGGAGCAUGAAGAAUGUGGACACGGACGGUUCAGCAAUAGCCGAGCAUGUUCUAGCUUCGGGUACGACUCAUUAUAUCCGUUUUGAUAAGGCUUCUGUAUUGUCAAGGGAAAAGUUUCUAGUACCUCGUAAGAUACGUGAAGCGAUAGAAAUUAGUCGUCACCCGAAUUUUAAUCGGGAUCAUGGAUGGUUGCUGCCCACAGCGUGGAAACCGCUAUUUCUUUCAUUUUCACAUACAACAAACUUGGAACAAGAUAGCAUUAGUUCGGUUUGCUUACAAGAAGACGAGUCUAAUGAAGAUGACAUUAAUGAACCCUCAUGACUAAGGGCCCCGUAUGGGUUCGAAACUAGUCGGGCAUACUCCGACGUAAUAUCACGUGAGUUUUAGCCGUGUUUCAUAAUCAAUUAAUAUGAAUAACACUCACGAUAGUUUAAAUUCUA
This is a messenger RNA of Bicyclus anynana (squinting bush brown), 2294 nucleotides long. RefSeq lists its product as uncharacterized. The transcript is spliced from 2 exons. NCBI's taxonomy places the organism in Eukaryota, Metazoa, Arthropoda, Insecta, Lepidoptera, Nymphalidae. Bases 436 to 2175 code for a protein of 579 amino acids. The record is from RefSeq and is a predicted model, not a curated record.